Amoebophrya sp. A25 is the source of this 309-nucleotide messenger RNA. The record is from the annotation of a GenBank genome assembly. NCBI's taxonomy places the organism in Eukaryota, Dinophyceae, Syndiniales, Amoebophryaceae.
CUUCAAAAUCACAAGCACCACAGGAAAGCGCUGCAGCAAUGGAAUACGGAAAUGCGGAAAAUUUGGAAUCUUAUGGGAAGUCAACGAGUACGAAAGUCAAAAACUUGCAUUCAAACGGCAACAAGCUGCAACAAGGUAAGAACAACGAAGCAGCACAAAAAGGAAAGCGAAAAAGAGGAGAAGAAGCCGAGGAACAUGGUGGGAACACCAUGAAGAAACAACGAAGAGAAGAGUUAGCUAAGUGUUUAGAAGUGACGUUUUCUGAUCAUGAGGAGCCUUCGGGUGAAGUGGUCAGAGCUGAAGAGAACA